AAUCAGAGCGCUGUACAGCUUCGAAAAGUUUUCAGGUGUAAAUAUUCCUUUCCAAAACUCGACUUUGAUGUGUUCGAGUCUGCUUUGUUUCCCUGUAGAUUAGUUGUAAGUUUGCAACAGAGCCAGAUCCGACUGAGUAAAUCACUUGUGGAAGUUAAUUGUUCACAGUGAAAGCUGGUCUGGCUCAUUUUGCCUCCGUCGCAGGAAGAGACAGAGGUGGUGUGCUGGAUCUGCAUUCUAAACCAAGCAUUGACGCGACUUUAAUUUUGAUCAGAUGUCUCUCUUCAGGGCAUUAAAGAAAACCUGCUCAGUAAUCAAAAAGAGCCUCUUCUCUAGAGAAACGACUGAAGCUGUGAGAAUGGAAACCACAAAGAUUAAUAUGUCUCGCAUACCGCUGGUUAAUGGAGGCAUCGACACUGCCAUGCUCAAGGCACAGAAGCCCCGUGUUAUGUCCAAAAGCGGUCACAGCAACGUGCGGAUAGACAAAGUCGAUGGCAUUUACCUACUCUACCUUCAAGAUUUGUGGACUACAGUAAUAGACAUGAAGUGGAGGUACAAACUCACCUUAUUUGCUGCUACUUUUGUUAUGACCUGGUUCCUCUUUGGAGUUAUCUACUAUGCCAUUGCAUUCCUUCAUGGUGAUUUAGAAAUAAACAAGUUCACCCCAAAGCGUGAGCCGUGUGUCAAGAACGUAGACUCUCUGACUGGGGCGUUCCUCUUCUCCCUGGAGUCACAGACGACCAUUGGCUAUGGAUUUCGUUUCAUUACAGAGGAGUGUCCUCAUGCCAUUUUCUUACUUGUGGCGCAACUGGUAAUCACCACCUUGAUUGAAAUCUUCAUCACAGGUACCUUUCUGGCCAAAAUUGCAAGACCUAAAAAAAGGGCAGAGACUAUUAAGUUCAGCCACUGUGCUGUCAUUACUAAACACAACGGAGAACUUUGCCUGGUGAUCAGAGUAGCAAAUAUGAGGAAAAGCCUUCUGAUACAGUGUCAGCUGUCUGGGAAGCUUCUUCAGACAUAUGAAACCAAGGAAGGGGAACGGAUCCUGCUGAAUCAAGCCAGUGUCAAGUUUAAUGUUGACUCCUCUUCAGAGAGUCCAUUUCUCAUUUUGCCUUUAACCUUCUACCAUAUAUUGGAUGAAAGUAGCCCUUUGAGAGAUCUCACACCUCAAAAUCUCAAGGAGAAGGACUUUGAGCUUGUGGUGCUUCUGAACGCCACAGUGGAGUCCACCAGUGCUGUCUGCCAAAGCAGGACUUCCUACAUCCCCGAGGAGAUCCACUGGGGCUAUGAGUUCGUGCCUGUGGUUUCACUCUCUCCAAAUGGAAAGUACGUUGCAGAUUUCAGUCAGUUUGAAAAGAUAAGGAGAAGCACAGAUUCUACUUUUUAUAGUAUGGACUCUGAAAAACAAAAAUUAGAGGAGAAAUACAGGCAGGAGGAUCAAAGAGAGAGGGAACUGAGAACGAUGUUGUUACAGCAAAGCAAUGUUUGAAUGGACAAACUAUUUUGAUUAAUCCUUUUUGCAAACUGAAAAAACAUACUUUCUGUGCUGUAUGUCUGCUAUUAAACCAGCAGUGAAGUUCUUCUCAGCAAAUAGCUUUGGUGUAGAGUAAACCUAUCCCUUUUUUCGGCCAAAUUAUUAAUCAAGUAUUUUGUAAUUAGGCAGGAUUUCUUUGUUCAUGAUCUUGACUUAGCAAAGUUGGAUUUGUAUUAAGUCUCUGCCUUGUACUACCACUAAAAGCAGACACACCACUUUCCGUUUGGAAAGUGAAACUGGAUGCACUGUGCUGAUUCCUUCAAAUAUUUAUUUGACGUUGUUUUACUGUGACGAUGCAUUCACAGAGACAGCACUGCUAGAAGAAAAUAUGCUCCUUUAAAAUAUGUAUAUUUAACAUGUAUAUUCUCGUACCAGGUAUUGCCUUUGUGGGGAUUCCUGGUCCUGAAAGUAAGUUGAUUGGAGAGACAAAUGGUUGGAUGUGGGAAGAGCCUGCAGGGAAGUGGUAAACUCCUUCUUAAAUCUUGAAGGAGGGUGACAGAGUAGUUGUGCUGGGUGCUGGGAGCUUGCUCCCUGUCUCUGCUAUUCAGAGCUUGUUUUGUGGUCACUCACUUUUUUAACCUUUUUAAUGCCUGAUUUAUAUAUAAUAGCAAAAAGGGGAGAUGAGGGCAAGCUACACAGAAUCAUAGCAGUAAUCAACUAAGGUUAAAGCUGGCUUUGAGACACUUGUUUUUUGUCCAAUGUAAAUAGUUUGUAAUAGCAGCAUAACAAUACAUUUCUACAGAUUGCUUGCUUUGCUAUGGACCGUAUUUAAUUUUGGUUAAAAGAAACCUGUAUUAUGUCUAUAGACAACAUUUACUUUUUCUGGCAACCAUAAAGGACAAGCAUUCCUUUUAUCAAUUUAAUUUUUGGUCUUUUAAAACCAUUCCAUUAAUAAAGGAAUUUAAUUUGA
This is a messenger RNA of Calidris pugnax (ruff), 2444 nucleotides long. It is a transcript of the gene KCNJ15, whose product is annotated as potassium channel, inwardly rectifying subfamily J, member 15. Bases 275 to 1489 code for a protein of 404 amino acids. The transcript is spliced from 2 exons. Gene Ontology annotation, molecular function: inward rectifier potassium channel activity. Lineage: Eukaryota; Metazoa; Chordata; Aves; Charadriiformes; Scolopacidae. The record is from RefSeq and is a predicted model, not a curated record. Gene Ontology annotation, cellular component: plasma membrane. Gene Ontology annotation, biological process: regulation of monoatomic ion transmembrane transport; potassium ion import across plasma membrane.